This is a messenger RNA of Phytophthora sojae, 2100 nucleotides long. RefSeq lists its product as hypothetical. The record is from RefSeq and is a predicted model, not a curated record. Gene Ontology annotation, molecular function: heme binding; electron transfer activity. The transcript has 7 exons. NCBI's taxonomy places the organism in Eukaryota, Oomycota, Peronosporomycetes, Peronosporales, Peronosporaceae. The coding region runs from base 1 to 2100 and encodes 699 amino acids.
AUGUCUGCUUCUCCACCCACGUCGUCGACUUCGUCGUCGGCCGCCGGCGUCCCUCUGCUGAGUGCUGCCCCGUCGUCGACUUCGUCGUCGGCCGCCGGCGUCCCUCUGCUGAGUGCUGCCCCGUCGUCGAACUACAGCCACGGAGAUUGCACCGCCUGUCACUUCCUUGGUCGAUCUAUACCGGCCGCGGCUCCAUACUCUGGUUCGCAGUCAUCUCUAUCGGAACGCGCGCGCAUUAUCCAGGCUGAUCAAGUCACCGCGGCCCUCGAUCACGAGGUGCUGGAUCUCCGGGGCCGUCUUGACGUCGCCCAGGAUCUUCUUGAAGCAUCUGUGCAAGUCUUCAUCGAUCCAUCCAUGAUCGCGAUCUGGAGGUUCAACGCGUGCGCAACGAAGCCGACGGUCGUCUUCGAGAUCUCCAGCGGCCCUGAACACCGAACUGAUGCCGAUGAAGUCACUCCGUCCGCUGCAGCAUCGCCCUCUAACGUCGUCCCCAGUCAGUUGGAGAUCGCCCUCGGAGAUCUGGAUGAUAUACGAGCCGAGCUGGCAGAUAUCAAGGCUACCUGGACCCCUCCUCCCACUGCAUCGGUGACCCCAGACAGAUCUCGCAAUCAAUUGCGCCAAGCGGAGGCGACAAUCGACAGGUUGCAGACCGAGUUGGCGCAAUCGCGCACGCUGGUCCACAAAGCAGCGCCACGGAUGGACGCCCUUCGCUUGGAUGCGUCCAAAGCUCGUGAGGACGCAGUAGCAGCACGACGAGAAGCGGCGGCGGCGUCGAAGAAGGCGCAAGACGGUGCGACAGCGUUAUCGGAUCUCGCACAGCGGCAUAAGGUGGCUGGGAAGCGACUGGAGGAGUUGGAGAGGAAGAUCACUCGGCUGACUCAGCAUAACACCGUUCUACGGCGUGAGAACGUCGUCUUCAAGAACAGUUUGGAGCAUCGUCAGGCUGAUCUCGCAACAGCUCAGGAUCGCGCAGUGGCUGCAGAACGAGAGCGAGCGGAGGCCUCCCUCGCUCGCGACGACUUGCAGGCGGAGCUGGAUGCGAGUCGACAGUCGCUGCUGAAGGAGCAGGCUUCUUCUGCUGAUCUCCGCAGCAAACUAGCGGAGCGUGAGGAACACCUUGGAGCGUUGCGCAACUUGAUCAAUCUGGUACCUGCGCCGACUCCGCAACCUGAGGUGGAACGAUGCGUGGCGUCGGCCUCUUCCAAUUCGUCUCUUGCCACACUGGCGUCAACGGCCACGAGCCUUGUCUCCUCUGAUCUUCCAGCGCGAACAUCUUCGCAGCAGCUCCCGUCUGGCUCGGCAAAGCGAAGUGGAGAUCUCUCUUCUGAUCCAACGCCACAGUCGAAGAGUGCAAAGCGCGCCGUUGCGACUACCGAGGGAGCGCCAGCUGAGUUGUCUUCCUCUACGGCGAUGGCCCGAAGCCCAUUCACACACGCAAUUCCACCUGAGUCCAGCGAAGCUGCGCGCCCUGCCGAUGUCACGCCGUGGCUGUGGGAGAAGGGGGAGCUGGCCGUUCCUGCUGAUUAUCGGCCCUGGCCACAAGCCUCGGUCGAAGCUUUAUACAAAGCGAGUCCCUGGAAGAUCUUCCUGGAUAACAUGCCCGACCCAGUCUCGUUCGACAUUGGAGAUCCCCGCUUCCAACCUCUUCUGGCCAUCAUCCGCGAUGUGCUGACUCGGAACGAUAAUCGUGGCGCGCUUGUGUUCUGGGAGAUCACCCACUCCAUCGAGAUUUUCAUUUCCAAGGCCAGCGCUGAGUCUUGGGAGGUGAAGUUCACUUCGGAUCGUAAGAAUCGGAGAUCCCACUUUGUGAAGAUGCUGCUGCCUGUGUUCGAAGAGGUGGCCCGCCUGUGCAAGGCUCAUGUGUGCGACUUGGACAUUCUUCUGGAGCCAUUCUUCCUGCCGCUGAUUGCAACGUGCCCGUGGUUCCCUAAGGGAGCUUCUGGUGCCUCUGGAGAUCUGUUACACGUCUUACGAACGACUGACGAGGCGGAGCCGUGGCGCCUGUUCUACUGGAACGCUCGUGCCAAACACCCAUCGAUGAACGAGCCCAUCCACACCCGCCUUCGAGGCAAGUUCAAGGCGACCUCGUCAAUCGCCUAG